CAGCCCAGCACGCAACAUCAUAUCAUGCUGGUGUCUCUCACCGUUGGCAAGGUCGACGCCGGCGUUGCUGUGCUCCUCACCGAGGACAAGCGACUGAUCGAGUUCCCUUCGAUCCUCCUGCCGCCCGACAUCCAAUCCGGCAGUAUCGUCGAUAUCAAUGUCGCGCGCAACCAACAAGCCGAAUCUGUCGCCGACCAAAAGUUUUCCACGCUGCAGCGCGAGAUAGUCGAUGUAUUUGGUUCCCAGUCCCCACAAGCGCCAGUGCUACGAUGCAGGAACGCGACGCAGACGAGUCUGGUGCUCGAGUGGGACCCCGUAGAGCUCGCGACUGCCGAGUUUCGCAGCCUGAGCCUGUAUAGGAAUGGCACCAAGGCGGGCAACAUCCCACGAGACAAGCUGAGCACGAAAAUCAGUGGUCUGGCAUUGGACACCGAGUAUACCUUCCACCUCGUCCUGAGGACGAGCGCGGGUCAGUACACUUCAGAAAAGCUCCCUGUCAGGACCCAUAAGAUGACAGAUCUGCACGGAAUCACCGUCACGCCGGGUGUGAUGCCUAGCCAGCUCAAGGACAGCCUCGCCGAGACUGUCAACAGGAUGGGCGCAAAGAUGAUUGACACUGUUCGCAUUGAUACGACACAUUUCGUGUGCACGGAAGCUCGAGGUCAGGCGUGGGAGAAGGCAAAGGAGCUGAACGUGCCCAUCGUGGUGCCAGACUGGGUGAAGGGAUGCGAACGCGAGGGCAGGCUAGUUGGUGUUCGAGGAUACUAUCUAGAUGCGGACCCGAAGUUGAGACAGAUGGGACCCAGUACACAUCAGCAACGCGCCAGCGUGACUAGCAUACCUGAGAGACUUCGCGACAGCCCGCGCAUUGAGACCACGCCGCCAACACCAGAACGAACUAACGCGAGGCGAGACGAACGCAAUCCGACGUCGUCGCCGCAGCCCUCUUCGCAGGAGAGUCUUCCCCGGGCAGACGGUGCAUCUUCGGCGACUGGCACACCGAUUCAGGAGAAACAGACCGAGUCUUCUGACGACGGAUCAGACGAUACCGAGACCGAAGAACCGGAACAGUCGCCACGAGAAAACGGGCGACCGGCUUCUACCGAAAGAGGAAGCAGCAAGGCGGCUCCGACUCCAGGUGACGAGCAGUUUUCUGAGGUAGAGCUUUAGUUGAGCAUUUCAAGCGCCUUCCAUGGCCAUAUUAGUGAUCUCACAACCCGAAUGGAGGGGUGUAGGUUGUGAGAGGCUGUGGCUGAGCUUUUGUAAUCAUUGAAGUUGCAAUCCACACUGCAGUGUAAGACUUAAUGCUUGGCACAGGGGACGUCUAGGUAAUAGAUAGACAUUCCCGUCUCGAGUGUCUGGACGACAAUGAACGCGCUACUCAGUGAUCACUGUCCAAAAACACAAAAUUUCAAGCUUCAGAUUUCUCGUUAUUCGCGCAUUGAUGAAAAGAA
Molecule: messenger RNA, 1454 nt
Organism: Sphaerulina musiva SO2202
Lineage: Eukaryota; Fungi; Ascomycota; Dothideomycetes; Mycosphaerellales; Mycosphaerellaceae
Exons: 2
Coding region: 25-1170 (381 amino acids)
Biological process (GO): conjugation with cellular fusion; Golgi to plasma membrane transport
Cellular component (GO): exomer complex; trans-Golgi network
Molecular function (GO): protein dimerization activity
Source: RefSeq, a predicted model, not a curated record